Molecule: messenger RNA, 3604 nt
Organism: Vollenhovia emeryi
Lineage: Eukaryota; Metazoa; Arthropoda; Insecta; Hymenoptera; Formicidae
Exons: 4
Coding region: 11-2566 (851 amino acids)
Source: RefSeq, a predicted model, not a curated record
ACAGUUUAAAAUGCCUCGACGGAAAUAUAAAAGAUAUUUAGAACCUGAUUCAACAGAGGAUAUCCCUCGUCAAACCCUUCAUAGCAGAAGAAAGCGAGAAAAUAAAUCAUCUAACAGAGAGGAGCAAUAUCAUAAUAAUGAACCAUUUAAUGAUGCAGAUUUAUUUAACCAAGAUGCGUUAUUUCAAGAAAAUCCCAUUUCUGAAGAAGACGGAAACAGCGAGGAAAUUUUUAUGUUUCAGGGGCAUCAUAAUAAUGAACUAUUUGAUGAUGAUGCGAAUUUGUUCUACCAAGAUGCGUUAUUUGAAGAAAAUCAUACUUCUGAAGGAAACGGAAACAACGAGGAAAUUUUGGACAAUCAAUACGAUCGAUUUCUGAGUGAAGCAUUAUGCCCAUGUUCAGCAACAACAAAAGGAGAAGCGCUAAUGAUGGCCAUACUUUUAGGAAAAAAACACUAUAUGACUUGGGUUGCGAUCCUUGACAUCAUAAAUAUGAUAAACAAAUUGUACAACACUGAUGUCUUACCAAAUUCUAAGUAUAGUUUAUUCAAACAUUUUCCAUUAGCUGAAGACACUAUUAAAGUCCACUUAUUUUGUCCAAGUUGUCAAAGAUACCUGGGUGAACGACCAAAAUUACGUUCAAGUAACAUAGUAUGUCAUACCUGUGAGAAAGAUAUUGAUGAGGCUACAAUGUCAUUCUUUGUAACUUUAAAUUUUACAUACCAGCUGCAAAAUCUACUGAAUAAUCCAAAUGUUUCGAAACAUUUAGAUUACCGCUACUCUCGACGAAAAGAAAACAAUAAUGCAUUAGAAGAUAUUUAUGAUGGCGAUAUGUACAAAAAAUAUUCUGCUGCAGGUAAUCAGUUAGAUUCCAGAUGGAAUUUGUCAUAUACUUUUAAUACAGAUGGGUGUCAAGCAGCGAAAUCAAGCAAAACAUCUAUUUGGCCUAUAUAUGCAAUGUUACAUGAGUUGCCGCCAGAAAUACGAUCGAAACAUAUGCUUCUAAUCGGAUUAUGGGUACACAAGAAAGAACCCAAUAUGAACACGUUUUUACGACCGUUCGUCGACGAAGCAAAUUCUUUGGCGCGAAAUGGUAUACAAUGGAAUGUAAACAACAAGAUUAUUACCAGUAAAGUCUACCCUAUAUGUUGCUGUGUGGAUUCUGUUGCCCGACCUUGUAUUUUGAAUAUGAUUCGUUUUAACGGCUUUUAUGGAUGCAACUUUUGCGAACAUCCUACCGAAGGUGUUGAUGGAUACCGCCGAUAUACAAUGUCGACAUGUGUACCUCCGAAUCGCACAGAUACGUCCAUAAGAUAUAGAAUGCUGAAUGCGUCAAAUGAUAAAAUUCUUCCAGUCAUAAAUAAGGGAAUUAAAGGUCCGUCGAUACUGAUGAAUCUGGAAGGAUUUGAUCUAGUAGAUGGAAUGGUACCUGAUUAUAUGCACUCCGUUUUGUUAGGAGUUACUCGGCAAUAUACAGAGCUCAUAUUAACGUCAUGCGGGAAAGAAUAUUAUGUUGGUUCGCCAAAUCAGUUAGCUAUAAUAAAUGAGCGUUUAACUUCUAUUCAACCACCAACAUGUAUCACACGAUUACCAAGAACACUUGAGGAACGAAAGUGUUGGAAAGCCUCUGAAUGGCGUUCUUGGCUAAUGUGGUAUAUAUUGAUAUGUUUGCGGGGAUUACUUCCUAUAAAAUAUUUGCGGCAUGUGGCACUAUUAAUAACUGCUAUUCAUAUAUUAUUACAAAAAUCUGUAACAAUAGAAAGUAUUGAUCAUGCUAACGAGUUACUGAUUAAAUUUGUGGUCCAAUUUCAAGAGUAUUUUGGAAAAUCUUCUAUGACAUUCAAUAUUCACUUGCUCUUACACUUAAGUACGAGCGUAAAAAACUGGGGACCUUUGUGGACUCAUAAUACCUUUCCUUUUGAAAAUGAAAACAGAUUAAUACUUCAGAUGAAGACUAGUCCAUAUCUUAUAGCUGUACAGAUUGCAAGGAGAUAUUUCUUUUAUAAACAAGUGUCCAUGUACUUUGAAAAAUUUCCAAAUAGUAAUAGAUUCAUAGAGUUUUGUGCAAAAAAUUUUCAAAGCAGGUUGAAAUAUGUGUGUAAAAUUGACGAUUGUGUACUACUUGGGUUAGGUAAAGACUAUACUCUAACUUUAGAAGAAAAAAAUUGUUUUGGUAGUGCUAUACGUUGCAAAGUAUUCUAUAAAAUGUUUUGCCACGGACUUCGUUUCACAAGUGAAACUUACACGCGAGCGAACAAGUCCAAUGAUUCUAUUAUUGUUACUCGAGAUGGCACGAAAGGUAUAAUUACAAAUAUAUGUUCUUAUGAGAUCACUGAAAAUGAUGAAGUAGUAAAAAAAGCUGUUGUGUUUUUUCGAAAAAUUAAUGUAUCAUGUCAACCGUAUCUUGCAACCAAUGAUGUAAUCGUAACUCAUAUUAGAGAAUGUUUCAUCAACGGCGGUUUAUUGGAGAAAUGUUCUCCUACAUUUAUUCGAGGUCACUGUAUCAUGAUGACGCUGAAUGAUAAACAUUAUAUUAGUGACAUACCGAGAGGAUGUCUUAGUGAUUAAUCGAUAUUAUUUUCUUCAUAAUUAUGUUAAUAAUUGGGAUUGUCUUUUAUUACUGCACUGUUAAACUGGUGCUGUAAGCUAGAGUGAAAAACAUCUAUACUUAUCUCACUUGUAUUGUACUUAUUGCAUCAGUUCAUCAGUGCAGCAAUAGAAAACAAGCCUAUUAUAAUAUCUGUAACAAAUUUUUGCUGUGCAAAUAAAAUUAAUGUAUAUUAUAAAAAAUGGUGUUUUUAUUUCUCGAGUUGUUUUUGAAUCAAUAGAUUGAUUAUUAGCACAUUUUCUGAGAUAAUGUGACAUAUUUUAUUAACAAUUACAACAAUAUUAAAAUUUUUGUUUUCUGUUUCUCCAAUAAAAUCUGAAUUAAUAUAAUGUCCGUUGUAAUACAUCGUAAAUAUCGUAGUUGUAAUUUUUUAACAGAUUUUGGCUAUUACAGAAUCAUUGUAGAAAGCUAUAAUUUGUUAUUCUAUUUUUGGACCACAAAUUAUUGGACGACAAACUAUUUUUAUAUUAUAACUUUUAAUUUUUCAAAAUUCUUGAUAAUACGGAAUAAAUUGUCUAUUUUUAACAGAAAUAGUAACACACUAUAUUGCUCAUAUUUAGUACUUCUAAUCUUUUAUUAUAGUAUUUUAAGAUAAUAUUGAUUGUUAUAGUUUAUCAUUAAAUUUGUAAUUUUAGUCGAUCAGUUUCUAAUACUUCUACAAUAAUCUACUUAGGUAAUUAAUGUACUCAUUAAUGAAUACUUUGAAUUGCAUAAAAUGUUAUAGAUUCAUUUAUAAAUUACAACGAACUAUUUUGCCAUAUACUUCUCAUCUAAUUUGUAUAUUUCUAACAACUGUUGAAGGUUGUAAUUGAUUGUAAAGUUAUCAUUUUAAUGCCAAAGUACGGUUAACUACGUCUUGUUUGUAGAAGUUUAUUGUAUAUUUUGAAAAGGUGUAGAAAUUGUUUACGCGAAAGUACGUCUUAUUACAACAUUUGUAAACUAUAAUUUUAAUGCGAAUGUAUGAUAAACUAUGUCUCGGUUGUAGAAGUUUAUAGUAA